AUGACAUACAACGCGGACUCCGGUAGCCAAGCUGCCGCUGGCGGCAAGAAGCAGAUUAUACUGAAUGCAUUUGUGAUGAAUACACCUGGCCACCUGGCACCGGGCCAGUGGCGGAACCCGAGGAACAAGACAGCCGAUUACAAGAAGCUCUCAUUCUGGGUCGAACUCGCCCAGCUUCUGGACAAGGCCAACUUCCACGCCAUGUUCAUUGCCGACACCCUUGGGCCGUACGACGUGUACAAGGGGCCGGCUAAUGUGGUGCCAGCACUGGCAUCCGGAGCGCAGUUUCCUGUCAACGACCCGCUCUAUCUAGUCCCGGCCAUGGCAGCAGCAACAAAGAACCUAGUAUUCGGGGUCACGGCCAGCGUUACGUAUGAGAAGCCGUAUGCGCUUGCCCGAAGACUUUCGACGGUGGAUCAUCUCAGCGAAGGUCGGCUUGCCUGGAACAUUGUUACAUCCUACUUGGAUAGCGCGGCACGUAACCAUGGGUUGAAAGAACAGAUUCCUCAUGAUGAGCGGUAUGCAAUCGCACAUGAGUAUAUGGAAGUCCUUUACAAGCUCUGGGAAGGAAGCUUCAGAGAUGAUGCUGUUAUCGAGGAUCGGGAUAGUGGGGUGUAUAUUGCCAGUGACGGCGUGCGUCAGAUACACCACAAGGGAAAAUAUUUCGAGGUUCCUGGGCCGCAUUUCUGCGAGCCCUCGCCACAGCGCACCCCCUUUCUCUUCCAAGCAGGCGUUUCUGAGGCCGGCAAUGGUUUUGGUGGCAAGCAUGGCGAGGCGAUAUUCAUUGGGGGACAGACGCCCGAAGUUGUUCAGAAAACAGUCGCGAACAUCCGUGAUGUAGCCGCCAAAGAGGGUCGAGAUCCCGGCCACAUCAAGGUCGUUCUUGGAAUACAAGUCAUCGUGGCGGCCACGGACGAAGAAGCCUAUGCAAAACGUGACGAAUAUCUGAAGUAUGCCGACAGUGAGGGGGCGCUAGCUCUUUUUGGCGGCUGGACUGGUGUCGAUCUGUCCGGUUAUGCGGACGAUGAGGAUUUCCGUGUGAGCGACUCGCCGCGAAUCCAAUCCAUCAUCAAACGCUGGGCAGCCACGGUUCCUGGGACCGACAACCUGCCGUGGACCAAACAAAGAAUCAUAGAGUAUUUGAGUGUUGGUGGAUUGCAAGCCAAGGUCAUCGGUAGUCCCAAGACCGUCGCAGAUGAGCUUGAAAAGUGGAUAGAAAUAUCCGACGUGGAUGGCUUCAAUCUCGCCCAUAUCACGAAUCCAGGAACGUUCGAGGAUAUCAUAGAGUAUCUGAUCCCUGAGUUGCAGCAGCGAGGUGUAUUUAGAACGAGCGUCGAGAAAGAAGGUGCAACAGCUAGAGAGGCUUAUAUAGGGACGAAAAGACUGCCAGAGGAUCAUCCGGGAAGUCAAUUUAAGUGGCGUGCCGGAGAAAAGAUACCCAGGUAUCUAGCUGAGUCGAAUGCACAGACACAGGGGUAG
Truncatella angustata is the source of this 1479-nucleotide messenger RNA. RefSeq names its product luciferase-like domain-containing protein. The transcript has a single exon. Bases 1 to 1479 code for a protein of 492 amino acids. Lineage: Eukaryota; Fungi; Ascomycota; Sordariomycetes; Amphisphaeriales; Sporocadaceae. Gene Ontology annotation, molecular function: monooxygenase activity; oxidoreductase activity, acting on paired donors, with incorporation or reduction of molecular oxygen. The record is from RefSeq and is a predicted model, not a curated record.